UUUCUGUCUGAUGCAGGGCAAGGUUGAAGCUGAGUUCCACUUGGUCACAGCAGAAGAAGCCGAGAAAAACCCUGUUGGGAAAGCCCGGAAGGAGCCCGAGCCCUUGGCCAAGCCCAACCGCCCAGACACCUCCUUCUCGUGGUUCGUGAGCCCCUUCAAGUGCCUGUACCACCUCAUCUGGAAGAACUACAAGAAGUACAUCAUCAUCGCGUUCAUUCUGCUCAUCCUGGUCGUCUUUCUGGUCCUCUUCAUCUACACCCUGCCCGGGGCCAUCAGCCGGAGGAUCGUCGUGGGAGGCUCGUAGGGCUCCCAGCGGUGGUGGAGAGCAUGGGAGGCUCCCAGGGGCGGUGGAGAACACAGGCCCCAUCAGCAUUGCUCUCCCGGUUUCCUGUGUGAGCCUCUACGAUCACGGGCUGGGGGAGGUGCUGCGGUGAACGCUAAGGAAUAGACUUAAAAGAGCCAAUGACCCCCCCUGGGUCCCAGGACAAACCAGGUUUUCUCUAGGAAGACAGCCUCUGGCGGUCUCUCUGCCCCCGUCCCUUCUGCUGUCCUUCAAACCCCUAAAUCCCAAAUCUUGCCAUUGCCCAGGAGUAACCCAAAACAAUGACUCUUUCACUCUGGGCUAAUCAACCGUGACCUCAGCGAAACUUUCCUCGUGUAAUAGAGUCUAUUCAAAACAAUUAAACUCUGAGUCUGAGAUUUUAUUAGAA
Cricetulus griseus (Chinese hamster) is the source of this 710-nucleotide messenger RNA. Lineage: Eukaryota; Metazoa; Chordata; Mammalia; Rodentia; Cricetidae. The record is from RefSeq and is a predicted model, not a curated record.